Molecule: messenger RNA, 504 nt
Organism: Lactuca virosa
Lineage: Eukaryota; Viridiplantae; Streptophyta; Magnoliopsida; Asterales; Asteraceae
Source: the annotation of a GenBank genome assembly
AUGCCAUGGCCUGCUAAAAAAACAUUUGAAAUAGACAAUUUUGCCCUUGCUUCUAAAUUCCAAAAUCAUACACACGUUAACGGGGAUUAUCGAUCGCAGAUUCAUCCUUCUGUCUUCCUUCGGAUCGCAGCCUCCUCCCGUCUUGCAGCUUCCUUCCGAUCGCAGCCUCCUUCCGUCUUGCAGCUUCCUUCCGAUCGCAGCUUCCUUCCGAUCGUAGCACACAACAUCCGUCUUCCCCCUGUUGUCGCGCAAUCAUAUCAUCGCAUCAGGUUUCCAGUGAACUUCUUUGUUAAUUCGAUUUUGCUUACAAAUAAGCCUCACAUGUCUACGAGGCCAAGAAAGAAAGAGGCAAUGAAAAAACAUAAGAAAGUUACUGUAGCUGAUGAGAUAAAAACCAUUCCUGAUUCUGAAGAACAUGAACAAACCACAACCCCUCCUGUUUAUGAACCUGAGAAGAUCCCAAUUCAUGAAAAUCAAUGGUCUAAACCCUUCAAGUGGCAGUGA